Molecule: messenger RNA, 8307 nt
Organism: Culicoides brevitarsis
Lineage: Eukaryota; Metazoa; Arthropoda; Insecta; Diptera; Ceratopogonidae
Product: mucin-2-like
Exons: 9
Coding region: 1-7968 (2655 amino acids)
Biological process (GO): carbohydrate metabolic process; chitin catabolic process
Cellular component (GO): extracellular region
Molecular function (GO): chitin binding; protein binding; chitinase activity
Source: RefSeq, a predicted model, not a curated record
AUGUUGAUUUUUGUAGUAAUUUCUUCAAUUUUCAUCAAUUUUACUUACGCUGCGAGAUGUUCUCUUGGUCCUGAUGGUUUGUGCACUUUUUAUGGCGUUGUCACACUAAAUGGGCUUUUCAAUCCAACCGCGGAUGAUCCUGAUGCUGUUAUCACGAUAAAAUUUGAGAACUCCCGAAUGAGCGUUUUAUCAAGCGAAAUUUGUGACACAUUCAAAAAUUUGAAGAGAUUGGAACUGAAAGACUUGUCCAUGGAGAAAAUUGAGAAAGGAGCUCUCGAUGCGUGUUCCGAACUUCACACAAUUGGCUUUUGGGUGAACAAAAUCAACGAAAUUGACGAAGAUACUUUCUUGUAUAAUUCAAAUUUGGAAGCUAUUCACUUCCAAAAUAAUCGCGUGGAACAACUUGAGCCGCAAACCUUCACGCAUCUGAAGAAAUUAUCAAUUUUGGACUUUAGCGAGAACAGACUAACGGGAUUUCCGGUAUUCAAAAUGGAUCGCAUUCCGUCGUUGCGGAAAUUGUUUCUCGACACGAACGAAAUAACGGAUUUGGAUGAGCAGGAAUUGACGCAAAAGUUUCCGAAUUUGGAGGUUAUUUACUUGAAUGACAAUCCGUUCGAUUGUUCGCGACUCCGAGCCGUUUUGGAACACUUGCGAGCGGCUAAAGUUCAAGUGACGCGCUGGGAUCCACAAUACCGCCAUUAUGGCCUUAUCAAUCAAGGACCUGCCGAUUGUUCGGACAAUACAAAAAUCGCCGCGAUCAAAGACGAGACAAUGUGGAUUCGAAAACAAGCCAAAAUCGUGAAUGCCAGCUUGAAUCAAGAUUUGGCAAGAGUUCGACAGAAAACGGUAGAAAAUCACGUAAAUUUGGUUGAAUUAGACAAAAAUUUCAAUGAAACCGCUAAAGAUCUCUCGAAAGGCAUCAAUCACACACAAACCGAGCUGGCAACGACAAAUCGACAAGUGGCGGGAAUGAAACGAGAUUUUCAAAAGUUUAAGCGCGAAGAGACGGAUCGCGACAAUAAAAUCAUGAAAAAUGUGUCGACACUCGAGACAAAGGUGAAAAAUUUACAAGGACAAGUCGAUAAGAAUCAAGCAGCAUUGAGCGAGACAAUGGAGGCAAUUCAGAAUGCGAUGACGGCAUUAACGGAGCAACUGGAAAAAAUUAAGACAAAAAUAUGUCUCAGGGCCACAUGGAUAUUUUUAAUCAUAUCUCUGCUAAACAAGUUUGUAAUUGCUAAAACAUCCGAAACACGCGUAGUAUGCUACUACACAAAUUGGAGCGUUUAUCGCGCCGGAUCUGCGAAAUUCACGCCGCAGAACAUCAAUCCUUACCUUUGCACGCAUUUAAUUUACGCCUUUGGCGGCUUCACGAAAGAUGCCACGAUGAAGCCCUUCGACAAGUACCAGGACAUCGAUAAGGGUGGAUAUGCCAAAUUUACGGGACUCAAAACGUACAACAAGCAUUUGAAGGUGAUGAUCGCCAUCGGCGGAUGGAACGAAGGCUCCAGCCGGUUCUCGUCGUUGAGCGCAAAUGCCGACAAACGCAAGGAAUUCGCUAAAAAUGUCGUAAAAUUCCUGCGACAAAACAACUUUGACGGUCUCGACUUGGAUUGGGAAUACCCAGCAGCACGUGAAGGCGGCAAAUCACGAGACAAGGAAAAUUAUGCGUUACUUGUGCAGGAAUUACGUGAGGAAUUCGAUCGGGAAGCAUCAAAAACGGGCAGAAGUCGACUUUUGUUGACAAUGGCAGCGCCUGCAGGCACAAAUUACAUCGAAAAAGGCUACAAUAUCCCAAAAUUGAACAAAUAUUUGGAUUGGUUCAACAUUUUGAGCUACGAUUUCCAUAGUUCGCAUGAGCCGCAAGUCAAUCAUCAUGCACCGUUGUACAGUUUGGACGAAGAAUCGGAAUAUAAUUAUGAUGCAGAGCUAAAUAUUGAUCAUAGCAUCAAAUAUUACCUGAAAGCAGGAGCAGAUCCCGAUAAAAUUGUCCUUGGUAUUCCCACGUAUGGCCGUUCUUACACAUUGGUUAAUCCAGAAUCAACCGAUAUUGGCUCUCCAGCUGAUGAACCGGGAGAAAAAGGAGAAUUUACAAAAGAAAAGGGUUAUUUAGCUUAUUAUGAGAUUUGUCAACGCAUUAAAGAGGAAGAUUGGACCGUAGUUGAUGUCGAUCCGAAUGCCGUUGGGCCCUAUGCUUACAAAGACGAUCAAUGGGUUGGUUAUGACGAUGAAGCGAUCGCCCGUAAAAAAUCCGAAUACGUCGCAAAACUAGGACUUGGCGGAAUUAUGUUUUGGUCCAUUGACAACGACGAUUUCCGCGGCGAAUGUCACGGAAAGCCUUUCCCCAUCAUUGAAGCUGCAAAAGAAGCUCUUCUCAAUGCCUUGGGAAUUUCCGAGAUUUCGUAUCCAGAUGAGCCAGAAGCACCAAAAUCGGCCAAAAAUAAGGGAGUUGUGAGACAAAAACCCACAAAACCGACAAAAUUGGAGCCGGAAGACUUGAAAGUUGGAGCAGUUGAAUCGGGAAAACCUACGCCAUUCAAGGCAAGUCCAACCACGAGAACAAGAAGUGGUCAAGCGAAAACGACAGCGAGCUCUGGGAAAGUUAGUACAAGAACGACGCCUGCUCCUCCAACGACUCCAAGCUCUGAAGGAGACUUCAAAUGUGAGGACGAAGGAUUCUUCCCGCAUCCAAAAGAUUGCAAAAAAUAUUAUUGGUGUCUCGAUGGCGGCGCAUCAGGCUUGGGAUUAGUUGCGCAUCAGUUUACAUGUCCUUCUGGCUUGUAUUUCAAUCCAGCAGCUGACUCGUGUGAUUACACAAGGAACGUUUUGUGCAAAAAGACGACGACAACAACUUCUACAACGACGGAAGCUCCUACCACAACAACUUUCGCCAACGUCGCCCGAACGACAUCUCGUGUGUCCCUUCGUUCAACUACAGGACGUCCUACAACAACAGCUCGUACAACCACUACUCCCGCUUCUGUCAUCUUAAAAGACGAAGACACCGAUGGCGAAGAAGAUCCCCAAAUCAUCAAAGAAUUGAUCAGUUUAAUCAAAAAAGCUGGCGGCUUGGAGCAACUCGAGAAACACUUCUCCUUCAACGGCGAAAAGGAACUCAGUGCCGACCCAACUGUCGCUACUUUAUCCAAAAAUAAGUCUUUGUAUCAACGAGUUUUGAACAAAGCCCUUGCCUUAAACUCAAAUCGCCGCGACAAAAUUGAUGACGAAAUCACAAAAGUUGCUGUUCGUUCAACGACUCCAACGUACCGAACGGUAAGCAGAGCUUCCGUAUCGACAACUACAACAACAACAACUACCGAAAAACCGUCUGGCAAGAAGGAAUAUUCGAGCGUAAAUCGCAAUAGUCGCCCACGUCCCCAAAAUGACGGCAUCGAAAAGUUACCCGAGUACGAAAACAGCUUCAAAGAAAAGCCGAAAUACAUCACUUUGGUACGAAAUCGCGGUCCAAACUUGAAUUCGCAAGUUGACGAAGACGAAGAAGAGGAAAAUUCGGGACUUGAUGACACCACAAAUCGCGUUCGCUACAUCGACGCCAAUGUUUUACGUUCUCUGGACCGAUCGCGGCAAAAAGUAGCGAAAAUUGUUCCAGCUGACGAGGAAGAAGACGAAGAAACAGAAACUUUUAAGCCCACUGAGAGAGCAACUUCAGGAUUUUCGUAUUCGACGAUCAACCGACAACGUUCCCGAAGCACGGAAGCGCCUCAAGAAACCGCCGAUCAAACAACUUUGAAAUACAAAACGAUCGAACGCACGAGAACUGCUAGCACCGUCUUGCCAAUUCAAGAGGAAACGCAAAUUCCUGAUCGGGGCUUUGGUGAUUCGCGUUACAAGUACAUCGGGGAGGACAACGACGACGAUGACGAAGAAGAUUUUGUCGAAGCGGAAAUUAUUACGUCAAAGCCAACGUUGCAAUAUGCUUCAAUAAAUCGCGGAUCUGCGACAACAACAACAACGGAAGAGACAAAAACGGAAAUUCCUGAUGGGGAAAUUGAAACUGUGAAUCCAAAAGUGUCGGAAACAAUUUUUAUCGUGACAAAACCAUUCACAACAGAAACUCCGGCACCUGAAACUACAAAACGCGUGACCACAACUCGAGCAACGAGCACAAUUUCCGAGCGCCAAACAACUCGAACGCCUUCCCGACGUCGCAGUUCACGGCCUACUCGUCGUCAAACCCUGAAUUUGCUCGAAACGGAGGAAAAAACUGAAGAAAUUGAACCAAAACGACAAACAGCAAGUACUCGAACACGUCCUGGAUACCGCCAAUCGACCCGUACACGAACCGCAAGACCUCAAUUACUCACGGAAGAGACUUUUUCAAGUGAUAUUCAAUCGUCGACGGUUUAUGCGCCACGUCCCUUCAACCGAAAUCGCUUCAAUUCAGCAAAUAACAACAACGAGAUCCAAAAUGAUGAAGAUUUCCCCACAAGUCGUCCGUAUAACAUCCGUUCCAGUAGUCGGGGAACAGCGAGAUUCACCAAUCCAACGAUCAAUGCCUUGAGAAAUGCCAAUUUCAAGAGUAACAUUAACAAUAAAUACGUGAGACGAGGCCCGAGUAAGGCUUUUGGCGAUGGAAAUGACGAAGAAACGGUGGUUGAUGGCCAAAAUGAGGAAGAAAUUGAAGAAGUUGUGUCGCCCCGGACUAGUCAACGAACGAGAACGACAAGAAAACGUUUGUUACCGACAGCUACGAGCUCGACAACGACAGUUACGGAGCAAAAAGACGAUCAAGAACCACUUUCCAUACAAAAUUUCCUCGUGCCUGAUCGUGCGAUCAAUCCAAACAACCGUUUUACGUUAAGCGGCAAAUUUGGAUUCAACGGAAAAUCGACGCCGCGACCGAUAGUGGAUGAAGUUUUCGAUAUUGACACCGCUAAUCCCAAUUACAGCUCGAGUCCAAAGGCUUUCAGUUACGUAAGCACUGGAUUUGGUCAACCAACGGUCACUCCCUUCCCCAGCAAAGCUGAUAUCAACAAAGAUACCGUUAUUUUGACGCUCGGCGGGCAAUUAGCAGUUUCUUCUGCUGCUCAAAAUUCGCUGCAAAACCGAAUUAAUGAGGAACUAGCUAAAAUUAACGCUGGUAAAGUGAGUGAAGUUGCACCGGAAGACGAUUUAUUGGAUACAGUUGCUCCAUAUUCGGUUACAAUUUCAAAUAUUGAUGACGACGAAGUGCUUGGCAUUCAACAAAGAACCACUGUGAGUCCAAUUGCAGCUACCACACUUCGUCCCAGUCGUUUCCGAUCAUCGACGAGAGCGACAAUUGCCCCACAAGAGCCCGAAACAACCGAUAGACCAACCCGUCGUCGUCCUGCGAGUCGAUCCCGGACCGAAUCAACGACUGUUGUGGAUGAAAAUGUGAGAAGUUCGACACGCCGAGCUAAUAUUUACGAUCGCACAAGUCGAGGAUCCUCUACUUUGGCACCUACGGAGUUUUCGACGCCUGCAGCAACGACAGUUUUUGAUGAGCAAGAGGAGGAAGAGCAAAUCACGCAAACAAUCGCGCGUUUAUUGAGCACCGGAGUACCUUCGAAGUACACGAAACAAGAUUACACGACGAUUAGUGAGCAAUUUACGACAGAAGCUGUACCUACAACCGCUUUUGAGGAGGUUCAAACGACUUUUAGGCCUUCGAGACAGCAUUCGAGAGUGUCAACGACAACCACAACUGAGAGUCCGAGUUCGUCACGUGCUCGUCGCAUCAAAAAAAUCAGAUUAACAAGACCCACGAAGCAAACAGAGGACGUUGAAAAUGAUGUUCAAACCACAAGACGUCGAGUUACGGCGACAAGAAGUCGUUCGACGACAGAAACUCCGGUCCCAACAACGACAGGUGCUCCUAGAUUCGUAUCAAGAUCCAGAUCUCGCGGAACUGUGCGUCGAUUGGUGAAAAAACGCCCUCUGACGACAACAACUCGUACGACGCCCUUCACCGACGACAAGGACGACCUCUAUGAAGACGUUGAUUUAGACAUUAAUUUGGACAAUAACAUCCAGAAACAGUCCACGAGCAAAUUUUCCGAUCCGCAAGAGGUUUCGAGACCCACGAGACGCUUCCAGGUUAGCACCCGGGAACGUAACGAUGUCACCCGAAACGAAGUUCACGAAGAAAAAGUUGAAAUUCGACGACCUGUGUAUGCGACACGUACCCCAAUCACUCGUCCGCGCCCAAUUCCGUCGAGAACCACGGAAAGUUUACCGGAAAAUUACGGCGACGAAGACAACAGCAACGAAAGUGACGGAAUUUUAGACGAUGAUGACUUUACAGUUUCAAACAAAGAAAUCCUUAGUUCCAUUGGCAUUUCUCGUCCUACUUUACCGCAAAGACCGGCGCCAGCCCAGCGCCCUAGUUUACGUCCCGCAAGCCGAUUCAGUGUGAGACCGAGACCCGCAGAGAACGAAAAAGUCGAAAACGAGAACAAAGUCGAACAAAGAGUUUCAUCGAAAGCUCCUGCUUCGUAUCGUCGCAAGAGUAAUCGACCAGUUUUCGGGAGACAACAAACCAGCACGACCGAAACUCCCGUUCAGCUCGCUACGAAAGCGAAAAAUGCAAAUAUUUUCCAGCGUACCCGCGUUCGUAACUAUCCGGGACGGUUCAAGGCUCAAGGUGAAGACAAAAAAGACGCUGAAAAUGAAAUUGAAACGGUGACUGUUGGAGCUCAAACGACGUCCCAAGAUGAAGAUGACACCUUUACGACGCUAAUUGACGAGAUUGGAGGUCGUUUCACGAUCACGGAUGGCAAACUCACGACUCUCCGAGGUAAGAGGCCCUUCGAAACGACGCGAAUCGAAUCAGUUUCAACCACAACUCCGAAAUCCACGACGCUGAUGCACGUUUUUGCGAUCGACGAAGACGAAUUGACGACUCCCAAGCCGACAGAUCCGAGCGAACAAGCCGAAGAAAUUAGCAAACGUCUUGAGAAACUCGUCGAAAUCAACGUUAUCGAAGAGAUUAACACGCGCACUGAAAAACACAAGUACAACAAAAAAGCAAAAUCCGAAUCAGGCGAACGAACAAACUCGUCAGAGAUAAUUUUGGAGAAAUUACCGACAAAUCACAAAGUUGGCGAGAUAAGUCGACUUGCGGUGAUCAAAUUAAUGCACGGCACAACCGAAUCCGACGAGAAACGUUCGCGAAUUUUGUCCUCGGAUGCCAUUUUUAAGGUAGAAACUUCGACAAUUCCGCUCGAGAGACUUUUCGAGUUGGAACGCGAGGCAAAAGAACUGCUUGAGCGUCAAAAUGUGCCAAGUACGACGCUGGUUUAUCCCGCGGAAGAGACAAUUACGCCGGCGGCACUUGUCACAAAUACCGAAGUUGUGACGGAAUUGCCGCAAGAAAGCACGACAACGACACCUUCGACCACAACAACGACGACGACGACGACAGAGAAGCCAGUUCCAUCGUUAUUGAGUCUUCUGAGGCCCGACGAUACAGAUCCGCUCGUCAUCUCGAUAGCGAAUUUGGACAAAGUGACGUUGCAAAAAGUUGAGCCAACCAUAAUUACGUCGGGAGGAUAUUCGGCGACGGUUUUUAAAUUACUAAAAGCUCUAAAAAUGUUUAAAUUUGACUUCAAAGUCGAGGAGGAAGAACCCACGAGUGAAAAUAUCGAAGAACAACCAGAAACCCCAUCGACGAUAAUAACAUGGACGACUCCACAUUCUAUCCGACUUGCGAUCUGCUUCACAUCAAACAGGACACCGACGAUUUCCAGCAAGAAGUCGAAAUUUCCGACAUCGAAGACGACCUUCUCAACGCCAAGGACGACCUCGAAGACGACAAUUCCGUUUCUUUCAUCAUCACCGGCGACCACAGUUACAACAAGCCCAUUUUCGACACGCAAACGACACUCGUCGAACCGCUCUCACCCAUUUCCUCGACGUCAUCGAGAUCCGAUUACGGCUACGAGUCACAGAACUCGCCCAGCAGCAGUAUCGACGAGAUGCCAUUACUGAAUCUGGACGAAUUUGCGUUCUGGGAUGACUCGCUGACAGAACUCUUUCCGUCGCUUGCUUAAAAAGCUUUAAAAAAAUUUUUACUUAUAAUGAUCUAAAAGUCACAAAACACAAAAAAGUUUGGAAAUAUUAGGUUUUAAGUUGCCCCCCAUUUAUGUACCUACAAGAAUUUAAUUAUUUUUAUUAUUAAUUUAAUGACACAAUUUAUUACUUUUUGUCACAAGUCGCAUAGAAUGUAAGUUGUAAAAACAAGAUAUAUAUUUAUAAAUAUAACAAAAAAAAAAAAGAUUAAUUUUAAUCAUAAAUAUUUGAAUAUAUACGAAGCAUGUUAUUAUAAAA